Messenger RNA from Panicum virgatum (switchgrass), 486 nucleotides. RefSeq lists its product as uncharacterized. The transcript has a single exon. The record is from RefSeq and is a predicted model, not a curated record. The coding region runs from base 1 to 486 and encodes 161 amino acids. NCBI's taxonomy places the organism in Eukaryota, Viridiplantae, Streptophyta, Magnoliopsida, Poales, Poaceae.
AUGACCGAUCUCGGGGAUCUCCAUCACUUCCUCGGGAUUUCGGUCACACGCUCGUCGGAUGGCCUCUUUCUGUCUCAACGACAGUAUGCGGUGGAUCUCUUCCAGCGCGCCGGCAUGGCCGAGUGUCACUCCACAUCGACGCCAGUGGACACUCGUGCCAAGCUGUCGGCCACAGAUGGAGCUCCGGUGGCCAACGCCACCCAGUAUCGGAGUAUGGCUGGUGCCCUUCAGUACUUGACACUAACGUGCCUCAACCUCGCCUACGCUACUCAUCAGGUGUGCCUCUUCAUGCACGAUCCACGAGAGCCUCAUCUGGCGUUGCUCAAGCGGAUCUUGCGAUAUGUGAAGGGUACGCUGUCUACUGGCUUGCACAUCGGUGUUGGUCCAGUUUCCUCCCUCACUGCAUACUCAGAUGCAGACAGGGCAGGCUGUCCAGACACUGGCGAUCUACUCCGGGCUACUGUGUCUUCCUCGGCGACAACCUAG